AUGACCAAUCGCCAUGAACCUUCCUAUACAGAUAGCUUAUGGUCAUCUAACAACUGCAGCGAUGUAAUAUUUCAGAUUGCCGGAAAUAGCAUACGUGCCCAUACUCCAAUUCUAAAAGCUAGAACUCCACUAUUUUAUGAUUGCUAUGUCAAGGCAGCGACUGAUAAAGAUUAUCCUAUACCUAUCGAUAAUAUCACUGUUGAGCAAUUCAACCAUUUUCUUAGACAGGUGUAUUUGAAUGAUGAAGCUUGUGACAUUGAUCAGCUUGAAGGUGAAUGGCUUACAGGCAAAGUUUUAACUGACAAGUCAGACCACGAAAACCUCGUAUCCAAUAACGAUAACUGUUCGAAUUUGAUAAUAGACGGUUACAAUAUAACCGAUGCUGCAACUUCUAGGCUUGGCAAAGACUUACUUAACCUAUUUCAAGACAAUCUUUCCGAUGUCACACUGAUUAUUGAUGACGUGGAGCUAAAGUGUCAUAAAUGCAUAUUAUGUGCCCGAUCUGAAUACUUUAAUGCGAUGCUAUCUGGUAGUUGGACUGAGAGUAAUAACAAUACUAUCGAAUUACAUAGGGUUCAUCCGUCAGCUAUUACAGCUUUGCUGUAUUAUAUAUACGGUGGCAUCGUUGAAUUACCAUCAGCCACUGACUUAACUUUCUUAGCUCCUAUAGCUGAUAUGUACAAUCUUGAUGGCUUGAAAGAUGUCGUUUCGUACACGUUUAUGAGAGAUUGGUGCAAAUUUUUCGAUAAGGUAAAUAAUGAAUUAACCGACAAUAUUUCUCGAUGUUUGGAAAUUGCGGAUACCUUUGGAUUUGAAUACCUUCGCGAAUCUUGCAUGGGAUGGAUCAUUAAGAAUUUUAACCGGGUAUGGUGUAGCAAGAGCUUUGCAAAACUGCCAACAGAAAUUCAGCAGGAUGCCCUAAAACACAUGCAAGAAUUAUUAGCAUUGGAUUCUGUCACUGAUAUCUUAAGAGGUUGUGACUAUUUACUAGUUAACAUGGCAGAUGGAAUUAAAUGGACCGAAAAUAUACGCGAGAUUACUACAACUUUACAGCAGAGUUGUUUAGAUUUUAUCUCAGCACGAUUCAGGAAUCUUAUUCACCAACUGAACUUCCUUUCUUUAUUUCGGGGUAUGGGAAAAUCUGAUAAAAUAGUAAAGAAUAUAUUCGAUAACUUGGCUAUGCAAUUGACUCCGGACAACGUCUGCUCGCAUUUUAAAGCCAUUGAGGAAUUAAGGCAUCAAACAAAACUUGAGGAAUGGGAAGAAAUGGAUAGUAUUACCCUGAUUGAGGAUUUUCAUGCUAACUUGAAAAGGUUCAUUAACAGCAACGCUGGAAGGGUUAGAACAAGUCCUGGCUGGAAUAGUUUAUCACAAAAGCAACAGGAAGAAUUAAAGCAAGGGUUAGUAAUUUUUGAAAAUGGCGGAAGCAGAACUUCGAAGAUCGCUAUCGGUAAAAAUAAUUUGGCCGGUAAUCGUAGUGGCAAUAAAAGUAGCAUUCGUUCGAAAAACAUCGCAGUUACUCAACAGAAUCACAGACUCGGGCAAAGAGGGAACAAUUUAAAUUUGAUGCGUCCUCAACGUGGUACUAAUCACUCGAAUCAAGGUAGCAGCAGAUUACCAGUAACAGCUACUACAUCUACAGCUGUAAAUUCGAUAGCAGGAAGAUCAAACAAUACCAUGUCUCAAUCUCGAAGAGUCUCAAAUCCUUGUGGGUGGAAUAGUCGUUCUACGCGAAGUACCGUCGAUGCGAAAAGAGAUCAUUAUUCUUCUAGGACUAAAGCGACAGCUACUGUAACAGUAACAUGCGAUGCAAGCUGCUUACCGAAACGGAAUGCAUCCAAAUUUAAUCCAACCUUACAGACUAGGUCUGGAUCGAUAAAAUUAAAACAAGCAUCGUUGGAUUCAUCUAAAUUACAGAACUUAGAUGUAGGGCACCUUGAUAGUAAAUUGAAUAAAAAUGCUUCUAAAUCAGCUAAUGGAACUUCAAGAAUUCCUAUUAGAAACAAGCAAACUAUAAAUUAUAUAGGCAACGUUGACAAUCAGCGACAGGGACAAGUUUCAAGAAUUCCCAGAAAUGUAGCACUGUCAAGAUUAAGCCCUAGUAAAUGUUUGCUAUCGCGCUAUCCGCUAUUCCCAUCUGAUUCAGUUAAAAUUUCUUCAACCAUUAUAAAUCAUUCUAAUGGUGGUAUAAGUGCAAGUACAGUGAAGAUGAAAACUUCAAGUAAUCCGGAAUUAGCGGUUACGACGUAUCGACCAAAUAUGGUGAGCCCUGAUUCUAUGAAUGAGGCAAAAGAUCCAAUUAAUAGUGCUUCUGUAUCGACAGCUGUAAAAAACAAGCUAGAAAUGAAUAUCUCGGAUGCUGCUAUGAAGCUUCAAAUAACAAAGAAUAGCGAAGAAAGUUCGACGGAGAAUAAACAAUUUUUUUCUGAAGAGUUAAGUAAUAGUUCCAUGACGAUCCAGCCACCAGUAAAGGCUGCAUGCAGUGAAGAAAACUCGUAUGAAGAUCAUACAUCAUUGGAUAUUAGUUCUGAUUUAUGCUUAGAAUUAGUUGCGGAUUUGAAUGUAAGAGACUUUGAGACUCCAGCGCAAUCUCUACCGGAUGAAAUAGAAAAAGAAAUAACCACAACUUGCACCCAUUCCGAUGAAGAUGUAGACAUAAAUGCUAUGGAAUCGUCGUAUGAUAGAGCGAGCCAAGAGCUAUUGGACGCUUUCUCUGAAGGGAAUGAGCAAGAUCCUGAAAGUAGAGUAUAUCAAAAUCUCCAGUAG
Trichoplax adhaerens is the source of this 2766-nucleotide messenger RNA. RefSeq lists its product as uncharacterized. Gene Ontology annotation, molecular function: protein binding. The transcript is spliced from 14 exons. NCBI's taxonomy places the organism in Eukaryota, Metazoa, Placozoa, Uniplacotomia, Trichoplacea, Trichoplacidae. The coding region runs from base 1 to 2766 and encodes 921 amino acids. The record is from RefSeq and is a predicted model, not a curated record.